CCAACUUCUCUCGAAGUUUCUUUUGCUUUAUAUCUUCUCUCUUGUUUCGCAGAUUUCAACCCCAAGAUAUUUUCUCUCUCGGAAACCCUAAUAACAUCAACGGCGAAGAACGAAAACUAGUGUUUCGAAGUACAUUUGAGUUUUGUUCUUGCCGUUUGUUCUUCGUUUCUAGUUCAGAAAGGCUAUGAGUUUUUUGUAGUUUUGUGAAAGAGGCGACUGAGAGGGAAGUAUUUUGGACGGCUGAGAUGGAUCGGGAAGGAGGAUCUCACGGCGGAUCUUGUUAUUACUCCGUUCUUGGAAUUCGUAAGGACGCCUCUUUCUCUGAUAUACGGACUGCUUAUCGAAAGCUCGCUAUGAAAUGGCAUCCGGACAGAUGCGCCACAAACCCAGGGAUUGCCGGCGAAGCCAAACGCCGGUUUCAGCAAAUCCAAGAAGCUUAUUCCGUUCUCUCCGAUCAGAGCAAGCGGUCAAUGUACGACGCCGGUCUCUACGAUCCCUUCGAAGAAGAAGACCAAGGCUUCUGCGACUUCAUGCAGGAGAUGAUAUCAAUGAUGAAUAAUGUGAAGGACGAGGGGGAUAGUUUUGAGGAUUUGCAAAGGAUGUUUGCGGAUAUGAUAGGCGGAGACGACAAGAACACCGAUCCAACGGUGAAGAAGAAAGCACGUGUCACGGCACCUAAAGGCAAUGCCGCUAGAAGGUACAGUUCUCGGUGUUGACGCGUGGUGAACUUAAUUUCAGGGUUAAUUUCUUUCAUUUUAUG
This is a messenger RNA of Hibiscus syriacus, 760 nucleotides long. Its product is annotated as dnaJ homolog subfamily B member 6-like. The record is from RefSeq and is a predicted model, not a curated record. Bases 246 to 716 code for a protein of 156 amino acids. Lineage: Eukaryota; Viridiplantae; Streptophyta; Magnoliopsida; Malvales; Malvaceae. The transcript is spliced from 5 exons.